This is a messenger RNA of Geodia barretti, 1227 nucleotides long. The record is from the annotation of a GenBank genome assembly. NCBI's taxonomy places the organism in Eukaryota, Metazoa, Porifera, Demospongiae, Tetractinellida, Geodiidae.
AUGCUUAAGGAGAAAUCGAUGCCGGUAUACCUCUAUCGUGGAAGAUCCCGGGCGGGCACCGAAGUGCGCGGCCAACGCCAGGCCGCCUCCAGGCAGGCGCUGGCGAACAUGCUGCGGAGAGAGCAGGUCAAGCCCCUGAUGAUCAAGGAAAAAGGCAGGCAGCGAGCCUUGUUCCGAAGCGGCGGCCGAGUCAAGCCCAAAGAGCUGGCGGUUUUCACCCGGCAAUUCUCGGUCAUGAUCGACGCCGGCCUGCCGCUGGUGCAGUGCCUGGAAUCCCUGGGCCAGCAGCAGGAGAACCGGGCCUUCCAAAGCGUGUUGCAGACGGUGCGGGAGGACGUCGAGAGCGGAGCUUCCCUGGCGUCUGCACUGGAGCAACACCCCCGGGUCUUCGAUCCCCUCUACAGCAGUAUGGUGGCUGCGGGAGAGGCCGGAGGAAUCCUGGACACCAUUCUCCGGAGACUGUCCACCUACAUUGAGAAGGCCGUCAAGUUGAAGCGCGCCGUGGUGUCCGCCAUGGUCUAUCCGGCCGUGGUCAUGGCCGUCGCCCUGGCAAUCGUGCUUCUGAUUCUGUGGAAGGUGGUCCCCGUCUUCGCCACCCUCUUCGCCAGUCUCCAGGCCGCCCUUCCCUGGCCGACCCAGGUGGUCAUCGCCGCCAGCCACCUGGUGGGCCAUUCCAUUCCCUUCCUGCUGAUCGGUGGCUUCGGCCUCGGCUAUGCCUUCAGGCGGUACUACGCGACCCCAGGGGGCCGCCGGACCCUGGACCGGGCUUUACUGAAAAUUCCCAUUCUGGGAGGCGUGAUGCGAAAGAUCGCCAUCUCCCGGUUCUCAAGGACCCUGGCCACGCUUCUUUCAGGCGGGGUGCCGAUCCUGGAAUCUCUGGCCAUUACGGCCAGGACGGCGGGCAACGCCGUGGUGGAGGAAGCCGUCUUCAAAACGCGGAGCGCCAUCCAGGAGGGAAAGGCCAUGGCUGAGACCCUCCGGGAUUCCCAGGUAUUCCCUCCCAUCGUCACUCAGAUGGUGGGAGUCGGGGAGCAGACGGGCGGCCUGGACACCAUGUUGACCAAGCUGGCCGAAUUCUAUGAAGACGAGGUCGAUGCGGCCGUUUCCGAUCUGUUGACCGCCCUGGAGCCUCUGCUAAUACUGCUGUUGGGCCUGCUGGUCGGCGGGAUCGUCAUUUCCAUGUACCUGCCGCUCUUCUCGCUGAUCGCCAAGCUGUCCGUAGUGUAG